AGAUAUGCACGCACGCGUGCUGGAAGUUCUGUGACGAACAGGACCAACGCCAAUCUCCUCGCAUCUGCUAUGCGCAACUAUCGACAAUCACUAAGGUGCGCACGAACUCAGCUCGGUGAGGAGAAGGCUCUGCGCCUGCAUACCGUCUAUAAUAACAGAGACGGCAGGCGUUUCGAGGUCACCGCUCAGAAUCUCGUGUAUUCUCGUACUUUAAACACGGUUGUAAAGACUGGUUCUCGUCGGACGCCUUCCUGGACCUUUACCACUGAAGAGGUCCGCGACCUCCAGGAGAUUCGCAUGGAAACCCCUGGGUCAGAGCUAGCCAUAGAGAUUCAGUUUAACUGUCGCGUAUGGUUGAGACAGGCCAUACGCGUUCUCAUGCAGCAGCGCAUGGUCUGCUGCGAGCGCAUCAAAUAUUUAGAGGAUGAGCUCGAAAGAGUUGCGACC
This is a messenger RNA of Postia placenta MAD-698-R-SB12, 447 nucleotides long. RefSeq lists its product as hypothetical. The record is from RefSeq and is a predicted model, not a curated record. The annotation marks the transcript as partial. The transcript has 4 exons. NCBI's taxonomy places the organism in Eukaryota, Fungi, Basidiomycota, Agaricomycetes, Polyporales, Adustoporiaceae.